AUGUCAAUUGUCCGAUUGGUGGUCAUGUUGGAAUCAUAUAAAACCCCAUCCCUAGAUGUUACGUGGGUCUUCAUUGGGCCUUCCACGUGGACAGCCGUGGAGACUAAUAUUGGCAUUGUGUCUGCUUGUCUACCCUCCCUUCGACCCCUGCUGAGCUUUACCUCUCGGAAAUCUACUCGCAAAAAUACCGAUGAUGACGACACACAUCAGCUUUCCAGCUAUUAUGGACCCUCGUUGGCAUCGGCCAAGAGUUCUCCUGCUGACUACGAAAUUCAUAUGGCUGGUAUUGAUGUGACGACGAGCGUGGAUGUGGACACUUACUCAAGGAAUAUUGGAAAUAGGCUUUUGUCAAGUAGGAGGUCGUCUGAGGCUGCCUUUUGA
Penicillium canescens is the source of this 381-nucleotide messenger RNA. RefSeq lists its product as uncharacterized. The transcript has 2 exons. Bases 1 to 381 code for a protein of 126 amino acids. NCBI's taxonomy places the organism in Eukaryota, Fungi, Ascomycota, Eurotiomycetes, Eurotiales, Aspergillaceae. The record is from RefSeq and is a predicted model, not a curated record.